AGGACAAGCAGUGCUGUAUGUGUGGACUGCAAGGGAGAAGGCGGAAAGGCUCAGGGACAAGAGGGAUGUGAUGCAAGUGUGGCUGGUGUGGCAACUCUCCUCAUUCCCGACAGGAAAGAAACAAAAGGAAAGGAAGCUACAGUAUAACAGAAUAUUUUCAAAUUGCUACUAAUAGAUGUUGGCACGGACUACUUUUUGCCGUCAUGGACAUCCAAAAAUGAAGAUGGGAAAGAGGAAGAAGAAAACAAACUGGCAACUGAGGAAAAUGAGAUCAUGAUUGUUAGAUAGCACUCUACAGCACAAUGACCAUGGCUCCAAGGAAAAGGAAUCGUCAUGCUUUGGGGUUUCUUUGCUGCUUUGGGGGCAGUGAUCUUCCUGAAAUUAACCUUAAGGAUAACAACCCUCUACAGUUCUUGGAAUUCUCUGUGCCAAUUCCACCAGCAGAAGAGCUCAAUGCGAGGUUCUCUGAGCUUGUGGAUGAAUUGGAUCUCACAGAUAAGAACAGAGAGGCAAUGUUUGCACUCCCUCCAGAGAAGAAAUGGCAGAUUUAUUGCAGCAAAAAGAAGGAGCAAGAGGAUCCUAAUAAACUUGCUACAAGCUGGCCAGAUUAUUACAUAGACCGCAUCAAUUCCAUGGCUGCAAUGCAGACUGUGUAUGCUUUUGAUGAAGAAGAAAUGGAAAUGAGGAAUAAAAUAGUUGAAGACUUGAAGACAGCUCUGCGGACGCAGCCCAUGAGAUUCGUGACAAGGUUUAUUGAGUUGGAUGGCCUGACCUGCUUAUUGAACUUUCUCAAGAGUAUGGAUUAUGAGACAUCAGAAAGCCGCAUACACACAUCCGUUAUAGGGUGCAUCAAGGCUCUGAUGAACAAUUCCCAGGGACGGGCACAUGUACUGGCCCAUCCAGAAAGCAUCAAUAUAAUCUCUCAGAGUUUACGGACUGAGAACAUCAAAACCAAGAUUGCUGUGCUGGAGAUCCUUGGGGCAGUUUGCUUAGUGCCAGGAGGCCACAAAAAAGUUCUGCAGGCUAUGCUUCACUACCAGGUCUAUGCAGCAGAAAGGACAAGAUUCCAGUCAUUACUCAAUGAACUAGACAGAAGCAUGGGGCGAUAUCGAGAUGAAGUGAAUCUCAAAACUGCCAUCAUGUCUUUUAUUAAUGCUGUUUUGAAUGCUGGUACUGGUGAGGACAAUUUGGAAUUCCGAUUGCACCUAAGAUAUGAAUUCCUAAUGUUGGGUAUCCAGCCUGUGAUCGACAAGCUAAGAGGACAUGAGAAUGCAACAUUAGACAGGCACUUAGAUUUCUUCGAGAUGGUCAGAAAUGAAGAUGACUUGGAACUUGCCAAGAGAUUUGAUGUGGUACAUAUUGACACAAAAAGCGCCUCACAAAUGUUUGAGAUGAUUAAGAAAAAGUUGAAGCACACAGAUGCUUAUCCAUAUUUGCUAUCCGUCCUUCAGCACUGCUUGCAAAUGCCUUAUAAACGAAAUGGGGGAAAUUUUCAACAGUGGCAGCUGUUGGACAGGAUACUUCAGCAAAUUGUUCUUCAGGAUGAGCGAGGUGAUGAUCCAGAUAUAGCUCCUUUGGAGAACUUCAAUGUCAAGAACAUCAUUAAGAUGUUGGUAAAUGAGAAUGAAGUGAAGCAGUGGAGGGAUCAAGCAGAAAAAUUCCGGAAAGAACACACUGAGCUAAUGAGCAGGCUGGAGAAGAAAGAAAGAGAAUGUGAUAUAAAGACCCAGGAAAAAGAUGAAAUGAUGAAGACAUUAAACAAAAUGAAGGACAAGCUGCAGAAAGAAGCCCUGGAGCUACGCCAAACCCGGGAUCAAAUGACAGACCUUGUAGCUCAACUCAAUGAGUUCUCGCAUGGUGGCAGCAUUUCCUUCCCAUCCCCUCCUCAUCUGCCUCCGGGUGGCCCAUUUGCUUUUUCUUCGAGUCUGCUAUCAUCAGAGACUUUGCCUCCUCCUCCACCACCUCUACCAUUCUCCUGUCCACCUCCACCAGCUCCACCACCUCCUCCAGGAGGCCCCCCUCCUCCCCCCGGAGCACCUCCAUUUUUCAGCGUGGGAAUUCCUCCAGUUUCUUCCACCACAUUCAGUACCAGUGGGACAAGUCUGAAGAAGAAAUCAAUCCCACAACCAUCUCAUCCCCUGAAGUCCUUCAACUGGGCAAAGCUGAGUGAGGAGAAGAUAAAUGGCACAAUCUGGCAUGAAAUUGAUGAUUUAAGAGCUUUCAAGAUGUUGGAUCUGGAGGAUUUUGAAAAAAUGUUCUCAGCUUAUCAGAGACACCAGGACCUGCUAACUAACCCCUCCUCCUGUAAGCAGAAGGAAAUGGGAUCAACAGAAGAUUUGUACUUGUCUAGUCGAAAAGUCAAAGAACUUUCUGUGAUUGAUGGACGGAGGGCUCAAAAUUGUGUCAUCCUGCUUUCUAAGUUGAAACUAUCUAAUGAAGAAAUCCGACAGGCAAUUUUGAAAAUGGAUGAAGAAGAAGAUCUGGCUAAAGAUAUGCUUGAGCAGCUACUGAAGUUUGUUCCAGAGAAGAGUGAUAUUGACCUUCUAGAAGAACAUAAGCAUGAAAUUGACCGCAUGGCGCGUGCAGACCGCUUCCUUUAUGAAAUGAGCAGAAUUGAUCACUACCAGCAGAGACUUCAAGCCUUGUUUUUUAAGAAGAAGUUCCCAGAGAGGCUCGCAGAAGCCAAGCCAAAAGUGGAAGCAAUUCUUCUGGCCUCCAAAGAGCUCACCCGUAGUAAGCGCCUGAAGCAGCUCCUGGAGGUUGUUUUAGCCUUUGGUAAUUACAUGAACAAGGGCCAAAGAGGAAAUGCAUAUGGCUUUAAAGUCUCCAGCCUGAACAAAAUAGCAGACACCAAAUCUAGCAUAGAUAAGAACAUUACACUGUUGCACUACUUAAUUAUGAUCUUCGAGAAGAAUUAUAUAGAUAUCCUAGACAUGCAGUCAGAACUACAGCAUCUUCCAGAAGCAGCAAAAGUCAACCUGGUGGAGCUGGAGAAGGAAGUUAAUAACAUAAAGACUGGAUUGAAAGCUGUUGAAGCUGAGCUUGAUUACCAGAAGAGACGUAUUCGGGAAGCGAGUGAUAGGUUUGUUCCUGUCAUGAGUGACUUCAUCACUGUAGCCAGUUUUAGCUUUUCUGAGCUAGAAGACCUUUUGAAUGAUGCAAGGGAUAAGUAUGCCAAGGCUCUGAAGCACUUUGGAGAGAGUGAUGGUAAGAUGCAGCCAGAUGAAUUUUUUGGCAUCUUUGACACCUUCCUGCAGUCGUUCACAGAAGCCAAGCAAGAUCUGGAGAAUAUGAGGAAGAAGAAAGAAGAGGAGGAACGCAGGGCACGCAUGGAAGCUAUGCUAAAGGAACAACGUGAGAAGGAGAGGCGACAAAAGAAAGCAAAGGGCAACAGCAUCUCAGAGGAAGGAGGAGGAGAGUUUGAUGAUCUUGUGUCUGCAUUGAGGUCAGGCGAGGUCUUUGACAAGGACUUAUCGAAGCUCAAGCGUAACCGCAAACGUUCAGGAAACCAAAAUUUAGAGACAAGCCGGGAACGGGCUGUGACAAAGCUCAAUUAUUAAAGGAGAGUACAAAAGAGGGAUGAAAACCAAAAGAGAACCGUGAAAGAAAGAAGAUCAGAGCAAGAGUAAAACAAGAUGGAGACUGGCUAGCAUAGUUCCCCAGGAGAUAUGACUAGCUCAUGGCUGUGCUUAAUUUUCCAUGAUGAAUAUGCCCUCCCAUCUUGCUCUCUUCCUUAUCCACAUAAUUGGGAAUGGUUUUAAAAGUGCCUCUAUAGAGUCCAAGGUGAUUGUCACAGAGAUAAUUGCUUUUGAUGGAUGCAUUUACUUGACACUUUCUCUGCAAAUUCAGUUGAGUCAUAAACUGUUGGGUCUUGUGAACCAAAUCACAAGGGGGUGGAAGGAGAUUUACUCUGUGCCAAAGUAUAUACAUAAGAAUCCACUCUCAAUCUUGCUGAAAAAAUGCAAGAUAGUCUCAGGCUGGCUCUGAAACUUCAUGCUCAUUCUUGAUGGACUGGCUUGGCUUUUAGGAGUUUGUGAUGGACUGGUUCUACAGUGUUGCAGUUCCGUUCUUCCACUGAAUUUACAGAAGGCCAAUGAUCAGAACCUGAGAAAUGCUUUUGAUCUCAUGGAUGUUAUGUUGUGGCCUAUGAUAAGCAAAGCAAGUGAUGUUGUGUCAGAGGAAGUUGAUCAAACUGCUUAGCUUGCAGGAUGAAUUGUUUGCAAAACUCCUUUUUUUCUGGAAUCAUUUGAGUCUUCAGGGAUGUGUUGAGUCUUCAGGGAUGUUCUAAGUCAUGCUAAGAGGUGAAAGAAUGAACAACGUAUUUUAAAACAGGAAUUUUGCCUUCGUUUAAGGAAGAGAUAUCACAGUCGGUCCAAACCCAGAUCUGUUGUCAUUGCUGAGCAAUGUGGUCUAUGAAUAAUCAAUCCCGCAUGCAAAUCUGCAUAACUUUGAUAGCACAACAAAGUUGUUCAUUAAACAGGAAUUAAAUAGACAAAUGGAGUUGUCUGAGGGUUGAAAGUGCAAUCCUUCAUUUAUGGGCAGCCAUUCACUGGGAUGAACUCAAGCUUUCAUUUAAUGGGCUGGCCAUUUCAAAAGUCCCAUCAUUCCUGGCAAGUGCUGCACAAGGUUAAUAAAGAUAAUACACAGAUCAGUAGGCAGCUUUGGCAUUGAAAGACUUCUCCAUUUGGUAAGGAGAGAUAGAGAGGGCCAAGAAGAGUAAAAUAGGAGGAAGACAUAGAGAUGGCCCUUGAAAAGAACUCUGGAGAUCACAGGUGAUAAAUCCAAAAAUAAUUGAUUAUACUAAAAAAAUCCCACAAUUCUAAUAUGCACUGGGAAACCAGAGAAAGAGCCUUUAGUUUGGAUUUUGUUCCUAUUUCAGUAUACCUUUAUGGCUAUGCAGCGAUGUAAGUGGACAGUGCAAGAUUUCUUGGCUCCUUUUUUGUUUCCUGUAUGACUGUUUGGUCCUCUUCCCUCCAGAGGCCAUAGGAAAAAGAGGAGGAUGGGACUGGGUGUGAUACACUCCGACCAUUUUCUGACAACAGUCUGUACUUCAGAAAGAUGGAAAUCUAUUGGAACCAGGGGAAUCCAACAGAGGCUCAAAUUGUCACUUUAAACUCCUGCUUUAGUUUGUCUCCAAAUGUUAUUUAAUUUCAAGCUUAACCUUGAGUGUACAGUAGAAAAUUUCUGUUUGUCAAGCCCCAUAGUAUUCUAUGCAAACAAUAUUUAAAAACUGCAAGGGUGUGUGUGUGUGUGUGUGUGUGUUUGUGUGAGACAUGACUAAACCAAAUACUCAACACUCUGGAGAGAAACAAAAAAUAACCUAUCUGAACUGAUCUCCAAUCUCUACAAGUUCCUGUUCAUGACAUUCCACAAUAUGGCACUUCUGUUUUAUACUCAUGGUGAAGAGUUGUUUGCCAUAGAAAAGCUGGGAACAUUGCUGUCCACUCCAUGGCUUCUAUUCUUGGAGACCUCAUUUGAAAGACUUCAUUUGAGACCUCCAUUUGCAAACAGACAGGCAUCUUUUAAAGAAGAUUUUUUAAAGCUUUGUUUUCUUAAAAAACUCACAAGUUUUGCAAGGCUGUAAUUUUAAGGAUAUUUCUCCCAGAUGUUUUUUAAAGAAAAAAAAUGUAAGUGCUGUUUUAAACCCUUUGCUGCUCUUGGUUGUAGAGAUGUAGUAUUUUGCCUCUACUCAUGCCGUAGAAAUUGCACUGAAGCAAUAUGUGCCAUAAUGGGAGGCAAGGUUACAAUUUGUCAGAGCAUAAACUUUGGGUCUUCUUCUGUGAAUCUUUUUUCUUUUUUUCACAUAUUUUCUUUCGAGCAAUGUGGAUCCCAUAAACAUUUAUGAGGGAAAAUGCUGAACUUCAUUAGAGGCCCUAAUGACCCUAACUCUCCUGUAAUUGGAAGGAGAAAGUAAAAUCUGUGCAUGCCUGGGACAUGUUAAUUUGAUUGUGCCAUUUUCCCUGAUGAAACAACUCAUUCUUUUCCAGUAAUGGAUCAAGGUACUACCUGGAUUAGACAAUACUUCUUUAAUGUGGCAAGACAGUGGCUAAUGGAUUGUAUAACAGCCCCAUAAGUUUACCAAGAUAACUUUGCACUCCUAUGCAGAGUUACACCAGGCUUAACUUCCAGUGGGUUUAGACUGAAGUAACUCUGCAUAGAGUACAUAGAUUUUCACUAUUCCAACACGUAAUGUCUGAGAGGCCAUUGCUUCCAUUAUCAGUCACCCCUAAAUUAUAGAGUCCUCAACUGUUUUUUCACAUAUCCUACAUUAUCCAUAGGAAUUUGCAUCAAAUUGGGCUGGGCUCCAGUCUUGUUCUGUUGGGGAAGCUAAUAUUUCUCUGUGUGUUUAGAUGGCAUGUCUAUUGAUUUAUGUCAUUCUGGUAGGUUCUAAGGCAGGGGACUCCAGAAGACAGCUGGUACCAGUAGCUUGCCAGCUGCAGGAAAAUAACUAAAAAAUCCAGGAAAAGAUUUGUGAAAGGAAUUUCCUGUAGGCACUUUUUUAAAAAGAAUUUUGUUUCAUAGGAUUUUUCUGUGUGUUGCUUAGCUAAUUGCUUCAUUUCUGAUGCUCUUAGUACACCAGGAAAGAGCAAAACUUGGUAACGUGGGGGAAAUGCUUGGGAUAUUUUCCAUUACUCAAAGAGAACUCUGUUAAAGAAAAGGUUGACAACCUCUGCUUUAAGAAUUACAUUAUGUUCAUUUCUCUGUGUCAAGCUAAGAAACUUAUUAGAGCCUUUGCAAUGUGUGUAUAAUAAUACAGCUAAAAUGGAAUUACACUGACUGUAGGUUUCAUUCAUUUUGUACCAAAAUAGUCACAACACUGGCAUCAUUUCUUUAUUAAUAAGAUAUGCCAAUCUAUCUGAACAGCUCAUGGAAUUAAGCUACCAUUUCUCAUACAAUGCAUAUUUUGGAAGGUCAGAGAUUGUAGAAGUAGGUGCAGUUGAGUUCCAUCACACACAAAAGAUGAAUGCUUGUUAGUGACCAAAAAAUCACCCAGAUUGUUUGUUCAAAGCAAAUUCUACUACUUUUAGCAGAAGUUAUGCCCAUGUAAGAAUUCUAGCCUUAAAUGCAACCACAAUGGCUGUCAGUUCUACCAGAUUGUAUUUGGCAUUUUGAUAUGCCCAUCUCUCUUGAGCCGCAGCAGCAACAUGUGAGAGCACUCAGUUGCAUAAAUGUAGCAGCUUAAUUCAGAGUCCUUGUUCUCUGUUGUGCAUUCUAUAGCUAGAGAGUGGGUUGCCCUUCUCUCUUCAUCUCUGGAAAGAUCAUGUUUUAAUGGAGUUUUUUCCAAAGUAUCUACUAAUGAUUGAAUUUCCACCCUGGUUGCCUAGAAGACAUUUAUGCUCAGGUUGUCCCCUUUGCCUCCUGUAGACUUGGAAUCUUAGCUUAAUGCCAAGUGAGACUUCUCAAAGCCUGAAGCUUUUUUCUGCUUCUGAACAUGUAGAUUGGUCCUCAGACAUUAACACAGGAUGCUCAGAGCACAUUCUCACAACCUGGUCAGUUGUGGUUUUGAGUUCCAGUUCCAGUUGCCAGUCUUUGAGCUGCAGUGAUGGACAGCAUCUGCAUCUCUGUCAGGGCUAGGCUGUCCUUUGAAUCCAGUAAAAGAUAAAGCAUAAAUUUCCGCCCUGAGCCUACUUGGUUGGGGAGGGCGGACUAUAAAAUUAAGUAAAUAAAUAAAUAAAUAAAAUAAUUUUUCCCCUCCUGAAUCUGUCUUUCAAACAAGACAAGUUGUGUCAGAGUUUUAACAGGCACCUUCAUACUUUACAGGGAGUUAGCGCCUCACCAGCUACUAUUUCAUAUGCACCUUCGUAGAAAAGUAGCAGUUAGGGAUGCUUUAGUAGGGCCAAGGAAAGUAUUGAUCCAUUGGUUUGCUUCAGUACAGAUAACAAUUACAGCAUUCUAUGCUCAGGUUACACACACAUUCUCUCUCCCUUUCUGUAUAGUUUCAAGAAAGGGAAAUCUGCCAGCAUCCUCUGCAGCAGCUCAGGCCUGGCCUGAAUGUGACAUCAUGUGGAGUAUUCUGGGGGUUUCUUUGACAUAGUUGUUGAUUUUUAGAGGUCACCACAUGCAUUUAGCAUGUUGGGUUGUUAAGCUUUCUACCUCAGAAAUCCAUGAUGAUUUGAUGUGAUCAUUUUAACCCAUGGUGCAUGUGUAUAUUAUACUCAAAGGAGACAAGGGCUUUAGUGAUACAUUGUCUAUCCAGCCUCUGUGUUUUGGCUCUAAACCAUCUGAAAGAACAGAGACUAUUUCAUCACCUCUGUGUCCGUGGUUCUCUUCAAAGCACUGACUUUACAGUUUCUGUCAAUUCCUUAGGAAGUUAGCACUGACUUAUGGGAUAUGAAACCUCCACAUCACAAGAGAGGAUAGAAAGAGUGCAUGAUCAUGGAUUUUUUUUAAAAAAUACCUAACGUACAGUGUGUGCUGUAAUCAUAUACCAAGACAUGGUGGGAACACUGCACAUCAUGUCACUAAUUAGGAAUGGGGUAAGUGUAACAUUUAGACUGGACUUCAUUGAGAGGUCCACUCAGGGCUCAUUUCGAGGGGGAAUGCACAGGAACACAGUUCCUGCAGUUUCCCAAAGAGGUCACAUGUCAGAUGGCCCUGCCCACCUGACUCGGCCAUUUUGGGCCCGUUUCAGCCUGGAUUGGGGCCGAAAUGGUGGUGGAUCACUCUCCCACUCAUCACUGGCCUGAUCCUGACCAUUUUGGGCCCCUUUUCUGCCAUUUUCAGCCCCUUUUUGUCAUUUUGGGCCCAAUUUCGGCCCUGAAUGACCAGAAUUGGGUCCAAAACAGCCAGAAUAGGUGACAUCAGGGUGUGUGGCAUAUGCAAAUAAGUUAUACCAAUGACACACUUCCGGUGAUGGCAAGAGGUGUGGCAUAUGCUAAUGAGUUAUGCUAAUGAGUUCCUCCAGUUCUUUUUCUACGAAAUGACCCCAGGGUCCACUUAUAGUAUUUGCUGCAGGAAGAAAGUCAGAACCAGCAACAGUGCAACUGGCCAAAGAAGAGGGAGGGACAGAUGCCCCUUGAUCUGUGGCUCACCUAAUUUAAGUUUGUGUUUACAUAUAUUUUGGUGAAGUUCUCAUACUGAAAACUUGUAACUACCAAUAGGAUAUGACAAGAGCAAUUUCUGUGAGGGUAGCUGUUGGUUUACAGCCUAUUGGCAGUUUACUUGGCUGAAGGAAGCAGAGUCAUGUUUCCAGUUCACUACUCUCCUUGGCACAUAGUUUCAGAUGGGUAGCCAUGUUUGUCUGUAGUUGAAGAUCAAGAUUUGGGUCUAGUAGUACCUUAAAAUCCAACAAAAUUUCUACCGUCUGAUCUUUCAAGAGUCAGAGUUUCCUUCAUCAGACUCUUGAAAGCUCAUACCCUGGAAAUGUAGUUGGUCUUUAAGGUGUCACUGAAACCAAAUCUUGCUCCUUGGCACAUAAUAUCACAUCUUCAUUGUUGACCCCUCCCCCCAUCUACAGUAACAGCCUACAAGUAUGUUGAGAGCAUGAUUUAAUGCAUGUUAAUUUUAUCUUACCCAGUCCAGUAUAACCUUUUGUUUAUUCCUAUGGAGCCUUGAUAUUAUUGUGGUUAUGUAAACUGUUACCAGCAUUCCUCCCUUUCCUCCACAAGCAUAUAUGCAACGUUUCAAAUCAUGGAAGUGACACAGAAGGAACUCCUGUAUUAUAGGAAAACAGUUACUGGAAUAUAUGCUCCUAACUAAGUUGCAUAUUUCUGAAAGUAUCACUGAUUAAUAGUGAAAGCUGAUUUCUAGAAAUUCAAGCCAGUAGAUUUCCUGGUUUGUUAGUUCUGAAUUAAUAAUUUCCUUCCAUCUUCUGAAACAGUUCUUGAACCAAAGCAAUCCUUCUAAAAAGGCAUUCCAUGUGUUGCAAUGAACAACAAAGGCAAAUGUCUUCCCCCUCCCCCAAAGAUGGAAGAAUAUGUGGCAAGCUCUAACUGUGACUUGUAGUUAAGAAAGCCAUGUUUUGCAUGGUCUUCAGAAGCACUUGGGUAACAUGUGAUUGGGGCAGGGGGUGCAGGAAAGCGAGAGAGAGAGGAGCUUAUUCUAGAAAAUAUUGCUUCCUCAGCCUCCGCUGCUUUGAGUAGACUCUUCUAUCAAGUGUAGACCAGUUGCUUAAGAGCUUCCAUGAAGGAAAAGGGCAGUUGUACAGUUCUGUUAUGUACAUGAUGUAUGCAGUUUUUGUUUUUUUAAAAAGGCAUUUUAAUUAAAAAAAUUUACAAUUUUAGGAAUGUUUUAGGGGAAAACCUGUAAAUGAAACACCUCUAUUUAUUUUGCCUUAUUUUAGUUUGCUAUUUUUGUGUAUACAUUAUAUUGCAGCUAUGAUGACUAUUGAGACUGCACCAGGGCAUUAGGACCAAGCUGAGUGUGUUGUAUUUGGCAAUGCUGGGACACACUGGAUGAGGGGGUGGGUAUGUGACCUUGUUAUCUUGCUCUGUGAGUGUGGUCAUAAUUCUCCUGAAGUGCACGUUUAUCAAGCUCAGAAGGACUUUAUUCUCCUUUCAUUCAUUUAUCCAGUGGAGGCCAACCCUUCACCAAAGCUGAGAACAAAUCCAGUCCAAAGGAUUAAUGUUGCUCUAGUACAUACUGUAUAAUAUACAAGCAGCCUCUGAGUGCCUUAUGGUGGUGUUUGCUUCUAACCUGAACUGGGGAGAAACAGGAACUGCCACCCACAUCUACAAAGGUUUGUGCUAUGAAGACUUAGCAGCUUAGCCUGUUUUUUUUAUAACCCUGUUCUGUAUCAGAAGGUAACAUUGGAAAUAGGUAUAUGACCACAUUUUAUUCCAACUACAGUCCUCAGGUUGAACACUAGCAGUUUUGUUUCAUCUUCCUCAAAAGUGGUAACAAAGACUACCAUCAUUAUACCACCUGUGGGUAUGUAUUUAUAUAAACAAAAGAACACCACACUUUUCUGAAGUGUUCUCAGAGGUAACUAUUCUUCCUUAAGUGAUCUCAUGUAAGGUUUGUCUCCUCCCACAGUUAUUAAGGGAGCCCUACUAUGGGUUGGUCUUGCUCCUCUAAUGCUUUGGUGUCUCCUCAUUUGUUGGUCAAAUUAAAAAUAUAAAUGAAUUAAAUGUACAAAACCUGUAGCAUCCUUUUUAUCUGCACCUUUUUAUAAGAAUAUAAUGUAAUACUAAAAAAAUUAAAGAUAUAUUGUCCCUA
Molecule: messenger RNA, 11157 nt
Organism: Eublepharis macularius
Lineage: Eukaryota; Metazoa; Chordata; Lepidosauria; Squamata; Eublepharidae
Gene: DAAM2
Product: dishevelled associated activator of morphogenesis 2
Exons: 28
Coding region: 303-3560 (1085 amino acids)
Biological process (GO): positive regulation of canonical Wnt signaling pathway; negative regulation of oligodendrocyte differentiation; regulation of non-canonical Wnt signaling pathway
Molecular function (GO): actin binding; small GTPase binding
Source: RefSeq, a predicted model, not a curated record